ACUAGGGGAGCACAGUCACACUUGCUUUGGUCUGCAGACCCAGGCAAUCGAAAACUCAGAAAUGGAAACGUGUGCACCUUUCCGGCAGCAAAAUUGACUCUGCGUUCUUUGCAGCCUCGACUUGAAGGCUGCACUGGGAGAAACUCUGUGCCUCCGGGAAAGUUUGGAAACGGAACUACGAGAGAGGCCAGACAUCGGGGAUUUUGCGGGCCCUGCGAUGUCUUCCAGAGCUUUUCAAGUGGGGAGAGAAGAGCGACGAAAUGAAAAUGCAACGUGUAGGAGAGGCCGCCCGAGUCCCGCAAGUUGCCGGUCGCAGAGGUACACAGUUGCUCCUAGCAUGACCGUGAUCUGAUCAGCAACCACAAGAAUCUGACUCCCGUGUGGGGUGCCUUAGUGCUGGGGCCUGGUCACCGCCCACAACUCCAGAGCUGCCAUGGCUGCUGCCUCGACGUCCACCCCUGUCAUUUCACAGCCCCAGUUCACAGCCAUGAAUGAACCACAGUGCUUCUACAAUGAGUCCAUCGCCUUCUUUUAUAACCGGAGUGGAAAGUACCUUGCCACAGAAUGGAACACAGUUAGCAAGCUGGUGAUGGGACUUGGAAUCACCGUCUGUAUCUUCAUCAUGUUGGCCAACCUGCUGGUCAUGGUAGCGAUCUAUGUCAACCGCCGCUUCCAUUUUCCUAUUUAUUACUUAAUGGCGAAUCUGGCUGCUGCGGACUUCUUUGCUGGGUUGGCCUACUUCUACCUAAUGUUCAACACAGGACCCAAUACUCGGAGACUGACUGUUAGCACAUGGCUCCUGCGUCAGGGCCUCAUUGACACCAGCCUGACAGCCUCUGUGGCCAACCUACUGGCCAUUGCAAUCGAGAGGCAUAUUACGGUUUUCCGCAUGCAGCUCCACACGCGGAUGAGCAACCGGCGGGUGGUGGUGGUGAUUGUGGUCAUCUGGACCAUGGCCAUUGUUAUGGGGGCCAUACCCAGUGUGGGCUGGAACUGCAUCUGUGAUAUUGAAAACUGUUCCAACAUGGCACCCCUCUACAGUGACUCUUACUUGGUCUUCUGGGCCAUUUUCAACUUGGUGACCUUUGUCGUCAUGGUGGUUCUCUACGCUCAUAUCUUUGGCUACGUUCGCCAGAGGACUAUGAGGAUGUCUCGGCAUAGUUCUGGGCCACGGCGCAAUCGGGAUACCAUGAUGAGUCUUCUGAAGACUGUGGUCAUCGUGCUUGGUGCCUUUAUCAUCUGCUGGACUCCUGGACUGGUCUUGUUACUUCUUGACGUGUGCUGCCCACAGUGUGACGUUCUGGCCUAUGAGAAGUUUUUCCUUCUGCUUGCCGAGUUCAACUCUGCCAUGAACCCCAUCAUCUACUCCUACCGCGACAAGGAGAUGAGCGCCACCUUCAGGCAGAUCCUCUGCUGCCAGCGCAGUGAGAACACCAGCGGCCCCACGGAAGGCUCCGACCGCUCAGCGUCCUCCGUCAACCACACCAUUCUGGCUGGAGUUCACAGCAACGACCACUCCGUGGUUUAGAAAGGAAACUAACUAAGAUGAGACGCGGCCAUCAUCUACUGAGGGAUGAUCAUCCUCCCCCUUCCCAAAGGCACGGGCAGGGUGAGGUGUGAGAGAGAGGAAAAACACACUCGUGUGCUUAAACACUAACCCAUGGCAGUAUUUGUUCCUAGACCCACCAAGACUUGAUGUAUAUUGAAAAAUUAGCUUAUGGGACAUCCCUCAUCCUACUCCCCGUUCGUUUUGAAAGUAGAAAGUGGAGACCUUGCAGUAGAAUUCAUAAACAGACUCUGGAGUGUCCAUUUACACUACACUAACUAGUCUUCAAAAGAUUUUGUGUGGUUUGGUGCAAGUCAGAAUCCAUUCUGACUAAUUGAAUCCACAACUUCAUUUACAUGCAGGCUUCCCUGUUUUUCUUUUUAAAGGAUACAUUUCAUUUAAUAAACAUGUUUAUGCCUGUCAGCAUGCUUGUGAUGGAUAAGACUAUAGACUGUUUUUAAACGAUCAUAACUCCAUUUUUUUCCUUAUGUAGGAAAACUGUAAAUUAGAAUUACUUUUCUAGAAAGCAUGCAUGUAAUGUAUGUAUGCAGUAUGCUGUACUUAAAAAGAUAAAAGGGUAUUAAUUUUAAAUCUUCUAGGAAAUAGAAAAACCUAGAUGUCAAAGCCAGUAUUUGUUUAGGUUAUGAAACAAACAAUGAUCUAAUCACAAUAUUACCUUUUUUAUUAAAGUGUUGUAACAUGUAUAAAACAGGGAAUGUAAGUUUAUUAUCAGAAGAAUAUGUUGUACUCUAUAAAAGUUAUAGAGAUGAGCACAGUGGUAUUGUUCCCACAUAUUUAUAAUAUCCAAGUACAUUCUAAUUAUUAGUUCAUCAGAGGAAUUUUUUAAUGACCUGUGUUUUUCUGUAUUAUAAUACAUAGUCAUUGUAGAAAACUUGAAAAAUACAGAAAUGUAUAAAACAUUCAGAAAAAAUACUGAUAAUAUCACAACCCAGAAGUAAUCACCAUUAACAGCUUUUCCCCUGUGUAUGCCUAUAUGUAUAUUAUAUACCUUUUUAUAUAAUUGGGAUCAUACUGUAAACAGUUUUAUAACCAGUUUGUUUUUUCCACUGCAUAAUUGCCACAUUUUCCUAUGGCAUUAAAAAUUUUACAAAAACAUAAUUUUAAUGGCUAUAUAAUAUUCCAUUUAAUGGAUGCAACUCAGUUUAUUUAACCAUUCCUGUAUUGUUGACUACUUAGGUUAUGUCUAAUUUUCACUAUUAUAAAUAAUGUUGCAAAAAUUUUAUGUACAUAAAACUUUGUCCAUGUAAUUGAUUAUUUACUUAGGACACAUUCCCAUGAAGGAUUUUUUCUUUUAAUGUGAAAUGUCUUUUUAUGCUCUUACCUUUUAUAAAAGGGGAUUUCCUGCUUUUGCCCUAUGUAGGUGGCAACUGUGAGGAAAGCCAGUUAAAUUACCUUUUUACAAAGGAAAUGCAGUGGUUACUUUAGUUGAGAGUGACUUUUUUAUAUAACAAGAUGGACUAGAAACAGUCAACUGCCACAAAUAGCCAGGAUACCCUACUUAAUAUGUCUAGCAAUUCCAAAUUUCAUUUGAGCAAUGGAUGAUCCAACUCUCGGUAGCCACAACUCUAGUGUAGAAUUGAAGACAAUGCAAAGAAAUCAAACAUGCCGAGUGAAUAAAGGAUCAUCUUCAUAUUAAAUAGCUUCUGUAGCAAAUGGGUUGAGCGUGUUGGUAUGUGACUGGAUACUGUGUAUUCUCUAAGGUCACCCCCACAGAUGCCGCCAUAUUAGGUGAUACCUGUUCAACUGUCCGGGUAAACUAAUUAUUGCACCAGUUUGUCGUAAUAAGUAACCAGUAAAGUCACAGUCACGAAGCAGGUGUGGGAAAGUCAGGAGUAUGUUUGAGAGAGAGAUGUCCAGAAGAAGAAUGGUUAUUUAGGAAGGAGGAGGUCAGUGCAUGGUCACCAUUUGAGCAGAGGGCAGACUCAAUAAGUGCCCAAACUGGAAAGAAUAUGGGGAACCGGUUAGCAGAAAGGUGUUUGCACAGACUUUACACAAAAUACAGAACAUUUCAUAGUGGAAGGGAACCAAAUGAACUUGGACUUUUACUCAUGCGCAUUUAUUCUGAAGGAGUUGUGGACUAUUUGAAAUUUAAAAACAUACUAAUUGGACUUUAAUAAAUCAUUCUCAAUCAGUGUUUGCUAA
Molecule: messenger RNA, 3709 nt
Organism: Lagenorhynchus albirostris (white-beaked dolphin)
Lineage: Eukaryota; Metazoa; Chordata; Mammalia; Artiodactyla; Delphinidae
Gene: LPAR1
Product: lysophosphatidic acid receptor 1
Exons: 4
Coding region: 434-1528 (364 amino acids)
Biological process (GO): neurogenesis; phospholipase C-activating G protein-coupled receptor signaling pathway
Cellular component (GO): membrane
Molecular function (GO): lysophosphatidic acid receptor activity
Source: RefSeq, a predicted model, not a curated record